ACUUGGAACGGAGUCGAAGAAAUCUCGUUUGUUUUCCUUUCUUUCUCUCUCGCGUGGAGAGCGACGUCACGGGGACGGACAGAUCCGGGAAGGAGCUUUGAAGUCAGCAUGUGUGGGGGCUGCGUGAAGACGGAGUACCCGCCUCGGGGUAACACUUGCUUGGAGAACGGAUCCUAUUUGAUGAACUACGUUGGUUGUGCUGAAUGCAAAACACGGGAUUUUGUGAUGAUUGUGAACAAAGCAACAGAAGAUGAGGAUGGAGAGGAAAUUAUCACUUAUGACCAUGUAUGUAAGAAUUGUCAUCAUGUGAUAGCCAGGCACGAAUAUACUUUUGGGGUAGUGGACGAUUACCAGGAAUACACCAUGCUGUGCAUGCUCUGCGGCAGGGCAGAAGAUUCUAUCAGUGUCUUGCCUGAUGAUCCUCAUCUGAUGACUCCAUUGUUCUGAAGUGUUUUGAUUUUUCUCAGCCAUUGUAUCAUAUAUUGUACCAAGUGACAGGAACUCAUGGAAUAUGACAUUUACACAACACAAAUGCACACUCUGUUCAAUCCAUGUGGGAAGUCAAGUGAUAAAGGGUCAAAAAAUAGCAGCUUGGUUUACCAUCAACAGAACUGAAGUCUCUAUUCUAAGCAAGCAUAAGGAAGAGGAAAAAAAAGUUUCAUUUGCUGAAAGCUUCAUAAAAUGUUAGAAAAGGCAGAGAAGCUGCCUGCUACUUUUGGUCUUCUUUAAUGUUUUCUCUUUAAUGUUUUGCAGUCAGAAUGCUGCAAUCAAUGUUAUUGGCAUCAUAGGGGAUGCUGUGUUUUGCAGAAAACUUUGGAAAGGACCAAAACAGGAGGACCUUUUUGUGACUAUUUCUUUCCCUCUGCAAUACCUACUUCUGCCUCCAGCUCUCCAUAUUUGAUGGAGGACUCCCCAAAAACGAAAGAAUUCUGAUUUGCAGGACAUGCAAAAAAAAAAAGCACCAGAAAUGCUUAUUGUUAUUGCGAAGUUUACUAUGUGUUAGGGGGGAAAAAGCUUUUUCCUUAAGCUAUCACGCACCAUGUAGAGCUUGGAGGAAGAGGCAAGAUCUCACAGAAAGCUUUAGAGAAGGAUACAAAUAGCAAGUGCUUCUGUGCCCCAAAUAUUCCUGCAAAUGAAAGAAGGACCCAUUUUUCUUCAAGCCUUCCAGAAAGCAUGGUUGACUCAUAGGAGAAUCAUGUAGUUUCACGUUCAUUAGAGAAUGGACAGAUGAAGAAAUCUUGCUGAUUCUAAUCUAAAUGACUGCUGAUGUGAACAUCCCAAGUGAUGGGAUACUUGCCCCCUGACAUGCUAAAGGUGGUGCAACCAGUUCCUGAGUUUAAGGGGGCAAUUACUUUUCAUACUGGCACAUCAUAUGUUGGGUGAUUGUUUAUGAAUUAAAUGAAACAAGCUCAAGAAUUUGGCAUUACAGUACUUGUUUGCUCAGAUUCCCUUUAUCAGUAGGACCCUCAUUAAUUUCAGUGGGAAAGAUACACAUCAAUUCAGAAAAUCUAAAAAAGGGCAAGCACUUUUUCACAGAACUGCAUUUGAUACAGCCCAGCAGUCUUCUGCGGUUCAUUUGUAAUGCCGGCCUGUGGUACAUAGCCUAUUUCAAUUAGGAUUUCAUUGUGAAAUUAGGGAGAGCAUCUGAUGUGAGACUAAUUAAACAGAAGUUUUGUCUUUAAGGAACUCAGUCAAGGGCCAUAAAUCUUUAGCCACUGAACCAUUUUUGAAUGCAAAUUACCUUAAACUGCCAUCAGCAAAUGUAAGAUUCAGUUCUCAUAUGCAAAAUUAGAAAGGGACCUGGUGUCUGCUAAUGGAUUCUAGAAACAUUGCCCUCUGUGGAAAUUAGUCCUUUCAGAAAGAGUGUACUGCUAUAAGUUGCAUGACCAAACUGCUCUGAUGAGAUGUGGAUUGAGAUGACUCUCUUUUGCCAAAAAUUUUGAUGACAGUGUCAUGAUUACUUUGCCUGCCCAAUUAAGUAGUUAGACACUGAUCUUUAACCACGAGACUAACACUAACCCAGGUCAUCUUGCCAAGCUAGUUAUUUAUGAGCAUAGAAUAUGAGACACUCAAGGCCAGUUGCCAUGGUAAGUAGGUAUGGUAAGGAGUAACUAUAAUUGCCAGACACUGGUAAUAAAUUCUAGGACUGUCACUUUUGGAAGUACAGUAGAUCUUGUAAGGCAGUUCUAGUUACAUUCUUAAUUGCAUUUGACCUAAACUGGCAGUGUUGAAAAUCUUUUACCUGAAUUACUGAAAUAUGCAAAAAAUAUUUGUGUAUAUUUAGACGUUUGCUGUGAAAUUAAAAGAUGCUUUAGCCUUUUUGUUAGGUAAGCUAGUGGGCAUAAGGUAUUCAUUGCUAAACAAAGAUGAUUCUAAUUUUUGUCAGGAGAGCAUUUAGCAUAUGCUUCUUUGCCCUAAAAUAAAUGUGACUGAAACCAGUUACGUCCAUUUUCUCUAAGCUUUACAAAACUAGCAGCAUCUUAGGCAGAAUCACAGAUUGUUUUUCCUGUUCCAGAGGAAACUUCUUAACCAUGUUGCUUAGUAAUAAUUUCUAGGGCCUGUUAUCUUAAAACUGUAUUGAUCUCAAUUCCUGGAAGGUUGGACAAAAUGGAAUAAUUAAUGACAGUAAUGGGUUUAUUUUUUUAAGCUAAAAGGAGGCCCUCUAGGACUUCACCUCCUGCUUAAAACCAUUAGGCACACAUUUGUUUUUGUUCUUACAUUUUGCACUCAGUACUUAAGGGAAAUGUUUCUGGCAGCAAAUCAAAAUCUGCGAAGAGACUCGGUUUGCCUCUUCUUGCUCCUCUCGCUAUUCCCAGAGUGUACAAUGACCACGGAAAUCUCUUGAUUCAACACCAGAAGGGACACAUUUCAGGAAUUAAGGCUUGCCAGCUAUUCACUGUAUCCCUUCCAUUUGGGGAGCAUGGAUUAUGCUGUCCAUAUUUUACUCUUUCAGAUACUUCUGGGGCGAUGGUGGUAGAGGUAGAAUGGAAAUUACUAGAAUUCUCCCACAUUCACUGUGGGCCAUACUUUUAAUGGAGAAUAGAUGAGCCAGUCUGCAAAAGCUGGACUUGCUCUGUAUGGCAUAUAAAUAUAGAAAAUAACCUGCAGGAUAAAACAAGAACAUUAUUCCAUAUGUGGGAAUAUUUCCAUUUGAUUCCAUUGUUCUUUCUCUUUGCAUUCCAAACUGAACCUCUGAAAUGGAUUUCACCCUGAAAAGAUUGGGGUGUACUGAAAUACCACUCCGGGUGCAUUUAGGCUCUCCUGGCUAAUCCCUGUCAGGGAUUGGUUGAAUUAAGCUGGAAAUCUCUAUAGAAAAAGUCUGCCCAGGAAUACAUAAUGUGGUUCCUGUUUGGCAGCUGGCAUGCCCUGAAGGAGGAUAGAAAAACAUUACCAGAAAAUAUGCUGUCUCUAGUAUAGCAAUUCCUGUAAUAGUCUUGUGCUACCCCUUGUUUGCCUGGCAGCCUGAGGAGUGAUCCUUCUGUUCAAAUAUUUUACGUGCAUUUUAAGUCUUUGCAUACUUACUGGAUAGAAUGCCAUCAACAGAGUAUGCUGCAUCGUCCACCGGUAGAUGGCAAGAGGGUGAUAUCUGCAGACAUUCCAUCUGCCCGUAGAAUUCGUGAAACCUGCACGGCUAUUCUCAAAUCCAAAUCAUGGAUGGGGGCAGUUUCUCCACCCCCAUCCUGAGUUAAAAAUGGGCCCUCUGUAAAUUAUGUGAAAGAAUGUUUUGAUUAAAUGGUGAAGACUCAUGAAUGUUUACAUAUGUGUGCCUCUGUAUGUUUAUACAGCAACAGUUUAUCUUCUUUAUAUUUAGAUGUAUAAAAUAUGAAUAUAUUAUUAUAUUCAUAUUUUAGAUGAUGAUAAUGGUUUAGACCAGGGUUUCCCAAACUGUGAGGUGUACUUCCCUUGGAGAGAUGCAAACAGAGUCCAGGGGAGGUGUAAAGAACCUUUUAGUUAUAUUGUUACAAUAA
Python bivittatus (Burmese python) is the source of this 3968-nucleotide messenger RNA. It is a transcript of the gene CHURC1, whose product is annotated as churchill domain containing 1. Gene Ontology annotation, biological process: multicellular organism development; positive regulation of DNA-templated transcription; fibroblast growth factor receptor signaling pathway. NCBI's taxonomy places the organism in Eukaryota, Metazoa, Chordata, Lepidosauria, Squamata, Pythonidae. The record is from RefSeq and is a predicted model, not a curated record. Gene Ontology annotation, molecular function: zinc ion binding.